GUUCUUUUUCUAGUUUUUUAUUUUUGAUUUUUUAUUCUUCUGCAGUUUGUUCUGUGUUGGUUGUUUAACCACCUCAACACAAACACACCACCAUACAUACGACCUCCACUUGUCUUCACUUCUUCCAAUAAUCCAACAAACCCAUGACAUCUCCGAUGGUGGUGGAGGCUGGCGCCGUCGCAGCUUUCCGGUCAGUUAUGCUCCGUGUCCAACAAGCAGCAGAAAGAUCCGGUACCAAACCCGAUCGAGUUCGGGUUGUGGCAGUAUCCAAAACAAAACCCAUUUCCAUGAUUCGCCAACUCUAUGACGCAGGUCACCGUGUUUUCGGCGAAAAUUACGUCCAAGAAAUCGUUGAGAAAGCUCCUCAGCUUCCACAAGACAUUCAAUGGCACUUCAUUGGGCAUUUGCAAAGCAAUAAAGUCAAAACACUUAUGAGUGCAGUUCCAAAUUUGGCCAUGGUUGAGGGUGUGGACAAUCAGAAGGUGGCAAAUAAUCUCGACCGUAUGGUUUCAACCCUGGGAAGAAAUCGUUUGAGGGUUUUGGUGCAAGUAAAUACCAGUGGAGAAGAAUCCAAAUCUGGUGUUGAUCCUUCCAGUUGUGUUGAUCUUGCAAAACAUGUGAAGUUGAGCUGCCCAAACUUAGAAUUCUCUGGCUUAAUGACUAUAGGAAUGCCUGAUUAUACCUCAACUCCGCAGAAUUUUCAGACACUAUCAAAUUGCAGGAGUGAAGUUUGCAAGGCACUUGAGAUGGACGAGGAGCAAUGUGAAUUGUCAAUGGGCAUGUCCGGUGAUUUUGAGUUAGCGAUUGAAUCAGGUAGUACAAAUGUUAGAAUUGGGUCAACAAUAUUUGGACCAAGAGAGUAUGCAAAAAAGCAAUGAUAGCAGGAAGUUGCCUUUUCUCUCCUUCUCUGUCUAAAGCAGCAUGUUUUAAGGCACAUCCUGAACGGAUGCUUGUCAAGCUACUUGGAGAGAGAGGGAGGGAAAUGCAAAUACUAAGGUAUAUAGUUGCAGCAUGCUCCAUCAUAGUACAGUGAUCAUCUGCAAAAAGAAACCAAACAAUUGUAACUAAUGUUUGAAUAUUGUUUAUCUUCAAAUUAUUUAUUUGCAGACCAAUUUGCACUGUGAUUAUUCUUA
This is a messenger RNA of Trifolium pratense (red clover), 1133 nucleotides long. RefSeq names its product pyridoxal phosphate homeostasis protein-like. Gene Ontology annotation, molecular function: pyridoxal phosphate binding. Gene Ontology annotation, cellular component: intracellular anatomical structure. The record is from RefSeq and is a predicted model, not a curated record. NCBI's taxonomy places the organism in Eukaryota, Viridiplantae, Streptophyta, Magnoliopsida, Fabales, Fabaceae. The coding region runs from base 144 to 878 and encodes 244 amino acids. The transcript is spliced from 8 exons.